AUUUUUUGGUGUUUUGUGAUCUCUAACCGUUUGGCGCCGAGUUUUUUGGUUAGAAUUUUAUUUGACUUGAUUUUUAAUUUCAAAUUCAAAAUAACGUUCUCUUCACUCACCGUACUUUUACUCGUAUCAAAAUACCCCAAAUUCAGAUAAUUCCAUUGAGACUAUGCAAGCGGUGCUGUGAAAAACUCCAGUAUUUUUAGGUUAUAAGCGGCAGCGAUGAACUCGACAACUUUAUACAGCAAAACUAUAAACAGUACCCAACUGUCCGUUCCCAGAAUGGAAGUAGCAGCAAGAAACGUCGAUAAAGCCCUCCUGGCUGACAGCAACGCCCCCAGACUCAUAGAUUUGAUGAACAUCAACGCACAGACUGGCCCCACAGUUAGCGGGCUUACAGACCAAGAUUACCCCACGUUAAAUGGACUGCCACUAGCUUUGAAUAAUCUCACGCAAGUUAAGUGCGUCAACACGGUGCCUUUGCCUCCAGAGAUUGUGGAUCACUUUACUCAUGUGCAGUGCCAUUGUAUGAUGGGUCUAUUCUCAGAAAUAGGCAGAGCCUGGUUAACAGUAGACAGUGACAUCUAUGUUUGGACAUAUGAGGAAAACACAGACCUUGCAUAUUUUGAUGGCAUCAGUGAGACGAUAAUAUGUGUAGGGCUUGUGAAACCAAAAGCAGGUGUCUUCCAAGCCUUUAUCAGAUAUUUGCUAGUCAUUGCUACUGCUGUUGAUAUUGUGGUACUUGGAGUAACAUUCACCGAUGGUCCUACAGUGACAACAGAUGAGAUUCAGUUGAUUCCUGAUCCUGUAUUUACGAUACCAACAGAUGGGGCAACUGUUUCUGUUAUAUCGGGGACUGAUGAUGGCAGAUUGUUCUAUGGGACAAAGGAAGGGUCACUCUUUGAAAUUUCCUACCAGGCUGAAAGUGGAUGGUUUGGUAAAAGAUGCAAAAAAGUCAAUCUCUCCACCAGUGCCCUGUCAUUUUUGGUACCAGCGUUUCUGAAUGCUGCACUUAGUGAGGAAGAUGGCAUCUGCCAAAUUUCCAUAGACGAUAGUAGGCAUAUCUUGUAUACAUUGAGUGAAAAGGGAACCAUAGAAGUGUAUGAUUUAGGUGAAAAAGGCAACACAUUCUGUCGGGUGACAAAGAUGUCACAGACUUUGUUAGUUAACCAAGCUAUGAAUACAGUCAAAACCUUGGACAGUCAAAACUUCAGACCCAUAGUAGGUAUAUCUGCAGUGGAGUCAAUAGAAUCAACAAAUAUUAAUCUUGUGGCUGUAUCUCAAACAGGAGUCAGGUUCUACUUGACCGUAGUGAAUCUUUCCAACAUGCACCCGAACCAGCGUCCGUACACGCUCACUCUCGUGCACGUGCGUUUACCACCCGGCUAUUCCGCUAAUAUCACGGUGCGGCCACGUGCAGUCCACGUGUCUCACUACAGAGACAGGAACAUCGUGCUGAUAUCGACGGUGAACGAGAAGGACGUGUUGUGGUGUAUCAGUUCGGAUUUGUUUCCGUUCAAUCAAACGCUCACAGAAGCUUAUACGGCUGUCAAUCUCGAUGGACCUGCGUUGGCGAUCGCCGAGGUCCGUCACGAUACCCACCUCUACAGCCUCACCGACCAAGAACUGCCGCCCUUAGUCGUACGUCAACAUAUGGAACCACCGAAACGCUACGUAGUCCUGACCUCACACGGCGUCCAAAUCUUCACCAAACUCCGACCUGUUGACCUCUUGAGAGAGAUCCUCCGAGAAGGCAGAGGAGGUGACACCGAGACGCUGAAGGCGUUCUUUGCCAUCCAAAAAGAGGAUCAGGCUUGCGCUACUGCGUUGAUUUUGGCGUCGUUGACGAAUGACGAAAAUAAGGAGGUUGCCGAGUUUGCUACCAGGGCGUUCUUCGUCUACGGGGGAGAGCCCAAAUUGAUACCUAUGCCUCCUGCGAAUAUAUUUUCAACCACGACGCCUUUCAUGCCCCAUAUAGUCUCAACGCCAGCUCCUCACCAUUUCCAGCAACAACAACAUUUACCCCCGACCCCCAGCAUGUCGCAGUCGCUAGCCCCGCACGGAGUAACGUACGAAGUGGCGUCUCCUUUUAUUUUCUCGCCAAAACACAACGGACUCUACCUCUACCUCAGCAGGAUUUUGAGGCCGGUGUGGAGCAGAAGAUGCGUCGAGAGGUUAGUUGUGGACUACAGGACGUUUACGUGCCAAAGCUCUAUCACGAACGAAGACUGCGUCCUGAUCCUGAACUGCUUAUCCGCGCUGCACAAUUUCCUGACUAUAAACACGCAGUUGUCAACAGUAGUUCCGAAUUCUUCCACGAUCAACAUCAGCACUUCAGUGGACACAACGGCCACUGUGACAAGAGGCAGUUGUACGGUGCAAGAUGCUCAAAUGGAAGAAAGACAGUCGCUCAAUGCUUUAAGGGCGUUCGUGUCUCAUUGCUGUCAGAUUAUUGGUAUGUGGAGGAUUCUUUGCGAACACCAGAUCCACACGCUGAUAGCUACUCUUCCGGAAAAUCAGCAACAGAUUCUACAAAACAGCACCUUUAAGGAGAUGUUCAUGUACAGGGUAGAUAUUUGUUCAGCCUUGAUCACUGCUUUAAUCAACAGCUAUUUAGGUGACAAUGCUUCGGUUGAUUCAAUCAGUAACAAACUGAGAGAAGUUUGUCCGAAUUUGUACAGGACUGAAGAUGCCGCAUUUUCUAAGGCUCACGAGCUACUCAAAACUACCAGAUCGGUGCAGAACGUGGACGAAAAGGAAGAAAUGAUCCUGAAUGCGCUUCAAAUCUGCAAGAACAUCGCCCCGAAUGUAAACCUGAACGAAGUUUGUAGAGAAUUCAUAGCUUUGAAAGCUUACAAGGGUAUUAUCGAGCUUUGCGCUCAUUGCGCCAAAGCUGUAGAUCCUGACAAGAUUGCGGAAAGUUACUAUCAUUCUGAUAAUGAUGCGGAUCAAGAAGGACUCGCGUAUUAUCAAAAAAGGAUGGAAAUCUAUGGACAAAUAUUGAACAUGCUAGAAUAUUUAUACAAUGAGCAACCACCGUCUAUAUCAUGUGAUUCGUAUCAUUCCGGGCAAGAUGGAAGUCAAACCCAUGUGGGAUCAACUUUGCAACAAGUGAUAAACGAUAUACUGGAAUGUCCCGAUGAAAUCAUGCACAUAGCCCUAUACGAAUGGAUGGUAUCCAAAAAUAUGACGAACGAUCUGAUUAAAAUCAGCAACGCCUCGUUAGAAAUGUACUUGAAACGACACUCUGCUCAAAGCCCCAAUAGCACAGCGACAAUGGACCUACUUUGGAAAUACUACGAGAGUAACAAUAAUCAUGCUGCCGCCGCGAAGAUUUUGAACAGUUUGGCUUCCAGAACUGGCUCUUCUCUUGCGCUAAAAGAAAGGAUAGCAUACUUGGCCAGAGCGAUAAUGUGCAUGAGGAGUGACAAAGUUGGAUACGCGCCGUAUCUGGGAGUUUUCCUCAGAGAUCUUGAAGACAAAAUGGAAGUAGCUAAAGUCCAGGAGCUAAUUUUGGACACUAUCACGAGCAUGCAGGGACAGAUACCAAAUGCCCAGGAAGCGAUAACUGUUUUAAAUUCGGGAUUGUUUGAAAUAUCUCAGUUGUAUGAGAAUUUCGCCGAACCACUUAAGCUUCUAGAAUGUCAGCUGGCGAUCAUAGACUGUGCUGGAUACACAGACAAUGCACUGAUAGAAUCAAUAUGGCAGCAGAUUCUGUCAGAUGAACUGAAGAAGUCUAGUGGUAGCGGAAACGAUAGAGUAUGUCAAGUGUUGAUGAAAGUCAAGCAUUUAGCUAGAUAUUACGGAAGUUCUGCGCACUGUUUCCCUCUAAAUUAUAUUGUUUAUGAACUGGAAAGAGUGAAUGCCCGACUGAAAGGUGACAAGCACCUGGUUCCAAAUGCGUUAAUUGCGAUGAAUCUGCCAUAUGAAAAACUUAUUACUGUAUAUAAUAAUUUAAUCACUUUAUCGGUAAACGAUCACUUUUGGCAAAUAGAAGAGAACGAGUUUCAUCUAGCAGAAGCUGCCGCAGCUUUGAUAUCCUGCUUUGUCAAUAACCACGGUAGUUACAACAGUGUUGAAAAGAGGAAAAUUACGUCGAUUUGUCAGGACACAGUUGCGGCAUUGUUGUCAAACUUGUACAGUAAACCAAAUUCAGAUCAUCUGGUAAACAGAUUGCGGGGGAUUCAAGCGAAAAUGUCUAGAAUUUAGGUUUUAAAUUGUGAAUUUUUCUAUAAGUAUCAAAUUUUGUUAUCUUUAUUAUGUACUGUCUAUUUUUUAAGAUUAAAUAAAUGUUCGUACCUUUUUACGAA
Molecule: messenger RNA, 4304 nt
Organism: Acanthoscelides obtectus
Lineage: Eukaryota; Metazoa; Arthropoda; Insecta; Coleoptera; Chrysomelidae
Source: the annotation of a GenBank genome assembly